Messenger RNA from Esox lucius (northern pike), 498 nucleotides. Its product is annotated as stonustoxin subunit beta-like. The coding region runs from base 1 to 498 and encodes 165 amino acids. The record is from RefSeq and is a predicted model, not a curated record. Gene Ontology annotation, molecular function: protein binding. NCBI's taxonomy places the organism in Eukaryota, Metazoa, Chordata, Actinopteri, Esociformes, Esocidae. The transcript is spliced from 3 exons.
AUGUGGACAGGUGAUCUCACACUGGACCCAAACACAGUUAUCAGAAACCUCUCUCUGUCUGAGGAGAACAGAAAGGUGUCAUUGGGAGGAGGAGACCCGCAGUAUCCUGAUCUCCCAGAGAGAUUUGAGUAUGAGCCACCGAUGUUGUGUAGAGAGGGUCUGUCUGGACGCUGUUACUGGGAGGUAGAGUGGAGGAGGGGAGGGGCUAGGAUAGGAGUGACAUAUAAAGGAAUCAACAGGAGAGGUGUUGACUGUUGUCUUGGAGACAAUGACAAGUCCUGGAGUCUGGACUGUUAUGGUGACAAUUACUCUGCCUGCCACAAUAACAAUACAACUGACAUACCUGUCACCUCCUCAGACUCCCACAGAGUAGGAGUGUAUCUGGACUGGCCAGCCGGCACUCUAUCCUUCUACAGGGUCUCCUCUGACACACUGACCCACCUGCACACAUUCAACACCACAUUCACUGAGCCCCUCUAUCCAGGGGUGUUCAGCUAG